Messenger RNA from Durotheca rogersii, 300 nucleotides. RefSeq lists its product as uncharacterized. The record is from RefSeq and is a predicted model, not a curated record. The transcript has 2 exons. NCBI's taxonomy places the organism in Eukaryota, Fungi, Ascomycota, Sordariomycetes, Xylariales, Xylariaceae. The coding region runs from base 1 to 300 and encodes 99 amino acids.
AUGCCGGAAAUUGACCAGGACCUCCGUAGCGCCUUGAUCAGAACAAACCUGUUCUUGCUGCAGCGAGAGAUCCGUGAGAAGAACCAUUGGUAUACCUCGCGCCGUGUCGUGGUCCGUAAGCGCAACGGUCGAAUCCACCUCUCACGCCUCGGCUCCCAGUCUCACGGCCACUCGGACGACGACGAGAGCUCCCAGGGCGCCUUCACGUUCGUCGACGAGCCACCUUCCACGCGGUCGUCGAGAACCAAUUCCAGCUCCAGCAGUGGCUCAUCAUCGACCUUCGACUCCUCCCGCCUCUAA